CCCCAGGGCCUCCUUCCAACACUGGAGCGCUAAACCUUACCCUCUUAUACUCUUGCGUUCAAGCAUAGCCCACACGGAAUCAUACCUCCUCAUCCUCACCCCCAUCUAUCUGUUUACCUUUCCCUUAAGUAAACACGACCUUGAACCACCAAAUUGUAUCCCUUAUCUCUGAAAGAUUCCCACUGACUGGAAAUAUUCCAAUUUGCCACUCCUCUACCUGCGUACUCUAUACACCAUCCGUUAUCUUCAAAUCCACUCAUCACUCAUGCCUACCUACGAUCCCCGAACCUACUGCCUCUUCACCAUCUACCACAAAGCCCAGCACCCCACCAGCGUGCGAUACGUCCACCUAGUCCACACAUUUGCUGACUCCGACUACGAAUCCCAGAACUCUUCCACAUCCCCCUCGCCAUCCUCCUCCAGCGACAAGAUGUCGAAACCCGACAAGUACAAGCCCCCCUCGGAACAACCCAUCGCCGUCCCCGCCACCGCCACCAACAGCAGCAGCAACUGGAAGCCGUACACGCAGCCGUACACGGGCGCCGGGGCUCAGCGCAGCGGGCCCGACGGGAACUGGGUUGCGCAGCGCCGCGUCGUCGCGGACUGCUCUGUCCCCUCGCACGCGGCGCCGCCGCUGUAUAUUGUUGAGCCUAGGAAGGUUGGUGGCGGUAAUGGCAGGGAGAAAGCUAAGGACAGUGUUAAGGGCAAGGAUGGGGUUAAGAACGAGGGGAAGGACAAGGGCAGUGGUGCCGGCGAUGAGCAGGAGAGAUUCGACUGCAGCUUUCCUGCCAGCGGCUUGAACUUGAAGCUGCUCGAGGACCUGGCGAAGGGUGGGGAGCGCAAGUGAAGAAUGAGAAUGGGUAGGUUGUUGCUUCUUACCUAGGUACUCACACCCCCCUACCUACAUACCAAGUUUUUUGAGAGUUUAUCUUCACUAACUAGCCGAAAUCAUCAGAUCGGAUCAUCGCAAUGGUAUCAAGACAAGAUACUCCCUAGUCUUCACCAGCACCAUUCAACACCAUUCAGCACGAGCCAUGCCCCUCAUCAACGGGGGGGUGAACUUCCCCCUUUUUUCUUUCUUGGAACUUUCUCUUGGCACGAAAGGAAAUUAAUGUUUUGUCAAGGCAUUUGAGGACGAACUACUUAAUAGGCGAGAUGAGCUUGGACUUGGAAUGCGUACUGUACUUGCUGCACAUUUGUUGGCGGUUACCUAGGUACGAAGAAGGUUCAAGGACAGAGGAGAUGAAAAGGG
Messenger RNA from Hypoxylon fragiforme, 1252 nucleotides. RefSeq lists its product as uncharacterized. Bases 266 to 847 code for a protein of 193 amino acids. Lineage: Eukaryota; Fungi; Ascomycota; Sordariomycetes; Xylariales; Hypoxylaceae. The record is from RefSeq and is a predicted model, not a curated record. The transcript has a single exon.